GCUGGGAUAGACUCCAGCCCCGCCACGGCCCUAGUGAGGAUUGAGCGGUGUAUAGAUAAUGGAUGGGUGGAUAGACUUUCUGAUGCUGUUUAGUAGAGGAAAAUUCUGUAGAUAAACUAUAGAUUUUGGGGGAAAAAAACAAAUCCAAAACAAAAAUCCAUUUACUCUGGUAAGACAAGCAAAAGCAGCAAAUCUUCACAUUUCAAUUGAUUCCGGGAAUUUGCUUUUGUUUUGUUUGGAAAAUGACUUAAACAAUCAAAAUACAGUAAGUUUCCAUGGCUUGACAAAUCCAGUAUUGGUUUUAGUUUAGAGCUACAUUCAGCAGCAAAUAUCUACUUCUUUUGAGUAGUUUACAUCAAAUUAUACUAGUCUGUGUUUACAAAAAGCAGGCUAGUGUACUCGUCAAUUUUUGUCUAAUUCGGAGCCUUUCCUGUUUUGUAGUUAUUGGUUAAAUAUUAGAAAUACGCAGCAGGUACAGAACAGGACUCGAGGAGCCUGUUUAUCAGUGAGCAGUUUCUGUCUGCCGUGGAGAGCGAGCAAGUUGAGCAAUAUGUUCUCCAGUGAAACUAUUUUACCCAGGAACCUGGAGGGAGGAAAGCAUAGCAGUAAAACGGAAUUGCAGUGUGUUUCAUAUUACAGUGUGCUCGACUGACUGUUCUGGCUGACUGUUACAAUGAGCUCCACUAUGGCCACUGACGUGUCACCAUCUGUUGAUGGAAUAAAAAGGCUCAGACAUAAUAAAUAUUUUGUGGGCUUCAUCUUUGCCGAUUAAAGAUAACUCAGCGUGUGCACUGCGUCCUCUUAUCAGCACUUAAGGACUUAAGGUAAUAAUUUGUGUGUGUGUGUGUGUGUGUGUGUGUGUGUGUGUGCAGCUAGAGUGAGUCGUGUGUGUGUGUGUGUGUGAGAGACCUAUGGGUGCAUUGUUAUAUAACUGUACACUCACAGCGGCAUUGUUGCUGAGUAACUCUGACUCUUCCUGAUCAGAGAACACCAGACAGUUAGUGUCUCUUGUCUGCACUGUGUGUUACUGUUACAGGCAGUUCAUACUCUGAAAAGGAGAAGAUACUCUGAAAAGGAGAAGUUGGAAUGACGGCAAAGUGAGGCAUUAAUUUUGCAGCAUCCCUCCAGGUUGGCUUAAUGGUGUGCAACAGUGUUUUCUCUGUGGACCAGAGCCCACAUUCACCGUGCAGAAGUAUUCAUUUCCAACCCAGUCUGCAGAGCUGUCUUCUGCUCGUUUUAUCAUCUCCUGCAGAUGAUUUCUCCCAAUCUCUUAAAGUCAAAGUAGCCCGUGAUUCUCAUUCUGAUUUUGUAAGUUGCUACAUGUCUGCAAGACAUCAGUGUUGAGUGUACUUGGAUUUUGUUGGUUGUUGCACAAACUGUUCCCUCUGAUCCUGCCCCCAGCUGCAUUAGUCACAGGAUAGAGUAAAAACACACUCAUGCUGGCCAGCUAUAAUCAAGCCUAAUUUAAGUCACUGCAUUGUCCUUCAAAACGGACAUUAUGCCCUCAGUAUUCCUUAAAACUGGCUUGCUUUUUUCCUUUUUUUUUGCUCAUAUUCUAACGCUCCUCAGUUGUGCAACAAUUAUAAACUUCGUCUUGGGUUCAGAAGCAGUGGAAGUAACAUGUUUGUUAAGCUUCUCUUCACAUGAUAUGGAGCAUGAGAUUGAAUGUUUUUAUCAAAGACAUGCACUCAUUGAAAUGAGGAAGCCUUGACCCCAAUGAACUGCACCCAGAAGAAAACACUCUUGCUGCAAAAGUCAUUGUCUCUUUGCACUAAUAAACUGAUGUUGUGUAAGUUUAUAGUGAAAGGCUGGUGCUGGGUCAUUUGCUACAGAAGACGAUGCAUUUGUCAGCAUUGGUGUGUGUGCACAGAGUUAAACAGUGGCAGAAUUUAUAAAUACACAUAUAUGUAUAAUGUGCAUACAGCUGGAGCUUGACCAAUUUAUCAGUCAGCCAAGAUUUGUGGAUCGGCAAGCAGACCUGCAACUCCAUUUUAUCCAUGUUUCCAAUCAGCCACCAAAGCCUGUUGUUGUGUAGAGCCUCCAAACAGCUCAAACCCAUCGGGGCAUGGGCACAGGAUCUCUGGGUUUCCUAUAAUGUCUGUGAAUUGUUGAAAGUUGAAGGUGGAGUUCAGACAGCAGGUUGACGUCUGGGCUCUUUAUCAUGUUCCGCAAUCAAAUUCUAAAUAGUUUUUUCUGUGUGGCAGGGCAUAUUUUUCUGGGUUGGUGGUGCAUGUAAAAGUACACAUUGUCAGCUGAACCAGCCGCUUCACAGUAAACACAGCGGUGCAAACAAAUUCCUCAGCUGGGCAACCUCGAGUAAGACGUCUCUGGAGAAAGCUGUCAAACACCCCCACCAGCCGGACACCCUCCAUUCCCAAGGGCUCCAAGUUACGCUUAUGACACUUUUGGCACUUGACCCUUUCUUUUUGCCCUUUCGAAGUCAACAAGCUUUCAACUCUGCAGCUUCCAGCCAAAGUGUAGCCGUCUGAAAAGAGGUUUCAGUCUUUAAAUAAUGAAGCAAUAAAUUCGGCUAAAGUAAUCUGUUGUACGACUGGCGAAUCUUGCAAGGGUUUUUAUUUGCAACAGAUGAAUUGCUUUAUUUGAGUCAUUUAAGCAACUGAAAUACAUUUUAUCCCAAAAACUGCAAAAAUAGGCGAUUCCCUAGACAAGAGAGAGCAUACUGUUUGUCCUGUCAGAAAUGAUUGACAGGUUUCUCUUGACAUCUCCAGAGUGGAAAGAAAAACAGCUGUGUUGCCAACACAAACAGCUGAACUGAGAGAGACCACUUUGAAUCCUGUGCGGUUCAUACUUUCAGAAAACCUUCGUUGACUGUUAUUGUCUAACUCUGUUCUGAAAAGUUAACCGUCAGACAAAGCCAGAGGAAUCCUUACCUAAACACUGUCACCAUGUUGGAACUGCAGCAUGUAACAGUGCACCCAGCCAUGAGUAGCAGCUUGCAUGCAAGUCUCUAGUAAUGCCAUGAUGAGCAGUAUGGCUGGACUCAAGUACUGAACAGAGCGUGGAAAUCCUCAUGUCUUCAUAAAUCAGACCGAACUCUUUCACUCAGACAAAAAUCAGGCAAUACCCAGUAGAGCCUGGCGUUUUCUGUGUAGCCAUCUGUCGAGCUCCUCACUUAAAAAUCUUCUUUUAUUUUACCCAUGCUUGCAUGUAGUGCAAGGAUGCCCCAUAUUACUGUCCACUGUUCUUGAGAAAGAGACUAAGGAGGAGGGGAAAGGGUAGGAAAUGACAGAGUGCCUGACAGAAUGCAAAGCGCUGGUGACUCCAUCCACGCGCAACGGUCACCGCGUCUUCAGCUACACGCUAGAGAGCCACACGUCUGCUGCCUUCGCCAUCAUGAACGAGCUGCGUUUGGAGCGGCAGCUGUGCGACGUCACACUGCGUGUUCGCUACAAGGACCUGGAGGCGGUGGACUUUGUGGCUCACAAGGUGGUGUUGGCCUCCUCAUCCCCAGUCUUCCGGGCCAUGUUCACCAAUGGCCUGAAGGAGUGCGGCAUGGAGUUGGUGCCCAUCGAAGGGAUUCACCCCAGGGUUAUGGACAGACUGAUAGAGUUUGCCUACACAGCCAGCAUCUCUGUGGGUGAAAAGUGUGUUAUCCACGUGAUGAACGGUGCUGUCAUGUACCAGAUUGACAGCGUGGUCAAGGCUUGCUGCGAUUUCCUCGUACAGCAGCUUGACCCCAGCAAUGCCAUUGGCAUCGCCAGCUUUGCAGAGCAGAUUGCUUGCACAGAGCUCCACCAGAAGGCCAGAGAAUACAUCUAUAUGAACUUCAGCCAGGUAGCAACCCAGGAAGAGUUCUUCAACUUAUCCCACUGCCAGCUGGUCACCCUCAUCAGCCGCGAUGAGCUCAAUGUGCGCUGUGAGUCCGAAGUCUUCCAGGCAUGUGUGGCCUGGGUGCGCUACGACCAGGAGAACCGGCGACCCUACGUUCAGGCCCUACUCCAGGCUGUCCGCUGCCAUUCCCUCACCCCUAACUUCCUGCAGGCCCAACUCCAGUCUCUGGACUGGGACCCGGAGUGUAAAGACUACCUGGUCCAGAUCUUCCAGGACCUCACCCUCCACAAACCAACCAAAGUAAUUUCUUGCAGAACUCCUAAGGUGCCGCAGCUCAUCUACACAGCAGGGGGUUAUUUCCGUCAGUCUCUCAGCUACCUGGAGGCCUACAACCCCUGUACCGGAGCCUGGCUGAGGCUAGCUGACCUGCAGGUGCCCCGCAGUGGCCUGGCAGCCUGUGUGAUCAGUGGACUGUUCUAUGCUGUUGGUGGAAGAAACAAUGCACCUGAUGGCAACAUGGACUCAAAUGCUCUGGACUGCUACAAUCCUAUGAACAACUGCUGGUUGCCGUGUGCACCGAUGAGCGUGCCCAGGAACCGAAUCGGAGUUGGUGUGAUCGACGGCAUGAUAUAUGCAGUUGGUGGAUCGCAUGGGUGCAUUCAUCACAACAGUGUGGAAAGGUAUGAUCCAGAAAGGGACCAGUGGCAGCUGGUAGCCCCAAUGCUAACACGACGUAUCGGUGUGGGUGUGGCGGUCAUCAACCGGCUGCUUUAUGCUGUCGGGGGGUUUGACGGGGCCAACCGGCUCAGCUCCUGUGAAUGCUACAACCCUGAGCGGGAUGAGUGGAAAACCAUGGCCCCCAUGAACACUGUGCGCUCCGGAGCUGGUGUGUGUGCACUGGGUAAUCACAUCUUUGUGAUGGGUGGAUACGACGGCACCAACCAGCUGAACACAGUGGAGCGCUACGAUGUAGAAACUGAUACGUGGAGCUUUGCUGCCUCAAUGAGGCACAGACGCAGCGCUCUGGGGGUCACUGCAUUACAUGGACGCAUCUAUGUACUGGGCGGUUAUGAUGGCAACACUUUCCUGGACAGCGUGGAAUGCUACGACCCAGAGCAGGACACCUGGUCAGAGGUGACGCACAUGACGUCAGGGCGGAGCGGUGUGGGCGUGGCUGUUACCAUGGAGCCCUGCCAGAAGGACCUGCCACAGUGUCAGAAUUCUGAGAGCGAGUGCGGUGCGGCGUCACUGUUCUACCAGUCAGCCAACUUUCACCACAAUCGGCCGCACGGCGGUCCCUUCGGCAAAGGCACAUGAAGCUCGUCACUCAACCCUGUCACACACUCGCAUACAUAGACGAGCACCACAAAAACUCAACUCUGUCUUCCCAAAUAAGAAUAAGGACCCUCACAAGUCAUCAGAGACAGAGGUGGGCUGAAACACCACUUGCUGCCUCACUGAUCUGUAGUAUUUUAUUUUAAUGCUUUGCUGAUGCUCAACUAUAAGGUGACAAAAAGCAACUUAAGUUGAGUAUCAGCACUGAACUAUACAAAUCAAGUAUGACCCCCCACGCAGUCCAAUUUCCAGUAGAUUGUGUCCAUUCAAAUCUGAGUCUUUCUGUCUGUGCAUUCAGAUUUGGCAUUUAAAGCCCUCAGUCAGACCGUGAUUUACCAGGUUUGAGGGAAAGGGCUGCAUACUAAAAAGGUCAGUUUAUUGGCUCAAAGAGUCAUCAAGAGCUCUUAAUUAUAUUUAAAGAGCAGAAGAUAAAUCUGAUUGGAGAGCAAAAUACUUCAAAUAAUCAGAUUCUGUAAACAAGUCCAAAAAAAAAGUAGCAUUUGUCUGUAUAGGCAGUAGAGUACAAAGUGCCAUUACAAUGCCUGCGGGUAUUACUGUUAUCAGUAUAUUGUCUUGAGGUGCUUGUGUUGGAGAGGCACAGCCUGACUCACUGUGCAGUGUGUAGUGAAUGGUGAAGGCAACCCAGAAAGCCACAAGAUGAAGCUCAUACACGACAAUGGGCCUCAUGCAAGGUCAUCCAAAACCUCUCUUACUCUUUUUAGUUUUACAGCCCUAUGUGUUUCACUUAUUUUAAGUGUCAUUCACAAAGUCAGAAUUCAUGCGUAAAAAAGAAACUAAAUUUGAACUAACCAACUUCAAAGUGGUGUUGAAAAUCACAGAACAAAGAAGUGACUGUAGUCAUAUGAGUGCACUGAAAGAUAACAGGAGUGAGUAGUUUGUUUCAGAAAAAAGCCCUUUUGCCUCUCAUACAGGACUAAAAUGGGAGUUUGCACUUGAGGGAACAUGACAUUCAGUUGCCAUAUUGGUAGGUCCAUCUAGUUGUGACUAACACACUCUAGUACAACAGUCCUGCAAUAAGUCCUGCUUUCAUGAUGCUUGAAAUGUCAUUUUUCGUUAAAACCAUUUAAUGGUAACAGUAUGCUCACAGGUGUUUUGGUUGCUUAGCCUAAUUUUAUCUCAGAUAUAAAUAGAGUGGACAAAAUAAUAGCUAUAUAGUAUAGUUCAACAGCAUCACAAACUGCAGCCUCUAAAAUGAUUGUAAGCUUGAAUCAUUACAACAGUUCCAACAGAAAUCAGGCUUUAUAACCUUCAUAAUAGUAGGAUUCAUUGCAUGACUGUUUUCUCAAACUGCAUUAGUUUUAUUUAGUUGUGUCUUAUUAUAAACUGGCAACUGAGUGUAUAUUUCUUUAGCAGCAGGUGGUCUAGCUUCGUUUAAUGUAACAAGAUCAAUGCUAGAUCUUAAGAAAUUUCAACCUGUAUCACUCUUAACUAACUUGUGCAAGUGGACAUAAGAACAAAUGUGUUUAUACAUGCGUUUCUUGCAUGAGGCCUAUUGUCUCAGAUUGUAAGUGUUGGUACAAGAGAUGCAUUGCUUUGCAGUAACUGCAUGGUAACAGACUUGUCUAAUUGUCACUGAUAGGUUUGUAAAAAUGGUAAAAUUUAGAGAAAUAUCUGAGGCUAUCGGAGAGACUCAUCCGGUGUGUGGAGCGGCAACAAAAUGAAGAAACGAGUUUUGACUGUGUUAGAGCAAACAGAACACUGUAGCAUUUUCAAAUUUGGAUUCAAGCAUCUAGCUGAAUGUGUUUUUUUUAUUUAAAAAAAAGAAAACAACAACAAAAAAAACACUAAUUACUGACAGAACUGAAAACCUCCCACCUGCAGUGUACUUUUUUCUUUUUUUUCUUUUUUUU
Molecule: messenger RNA, 6998 nt
Organism: Stegastes partitus (bicolor damselfish)
Lineage: Eukaryota; Metazoa; Chordata; Actinopteri; Pomacentridae
Gene: keap1b
Product: kelch-like ECH-associated protein 1b
Exons: 7
Coding region: 3244-5109 (621 amino acids)
Molecular function (GO): protein binding
Source: RefSeq, a predicted model, not a curated record